AUGCAAAAAGUUUUAUUAAAGGAUUCUGAUACUAUCCAGUUGUGUAGCAAUUUCUCUCUUGAGAUUAAAGCAAAGGAAUUAGAAAAUGAACUGGAGAAAGUUACGCAAAAUUCAUCAUUUAAGAAUGGGUUAAUUUUCUGCCUCAGGUUUAGGGUAAGUGAUCUAGAGCAUCAAGCUGAAAGAGAUAAACUAGAACAGAUCCCUUUAAAAUCACAUCCAUCAUCUAAUAAUUCAAAAACAGGUGGCAAUAAAGAAGAAGAGGACAAGACCUCCUCUUUUUCUUCACAUUGCUCAGAAUUUGAACCUGAUGAAAGGAAAGUAAAAAAUGAGGUGAAGUUCCCAAUAGAUCACACUGAACAAAAAUCAAAAGAGAAACUCGAUAGUAACCAUCCCACAAUAUCAUCCAUUACUACGUCAAGGUCUGGCAAAGCUUUGAUUAAUAAUGAGAAAUUUG
Messenger RNA from Funneliformis caledonium, 454 nucleotides. The record is from the annotation of a GenBank genome assembly. Lineage: Eukaryota; Fungi; Glomeromycota; Glomeromycetes; Glomerales; Glomeraceae.